Messenger RNA from Spea bombifrons (plains spadefoot toad), 3675 nucleotides. It is a transcript of the gene OTUD7A, whose product is annotated as OTU deubiquitinase 7A. NCBI's taxonomy places the organism in Eukaryota, Metazoa, Chordata, Amphibia, Anura, Pelobatidae. The transcript is spliced from 14 exons. Bases 418 to 3153 code for a protein of 911 amino acids. Gene Ontology annotation, biological process: protein K11-linked deubiquitination; protein K63-linked deubiquitination; protein K48-linked deubiquitination. Gene Ontology annotation, cellular component: cytoplasm; nucleus. The record is from RefSeq and is a predicted model, not a curated record. Gene Ontology annotation, molecular function: zinc ion binding; cysteine-type deubiquitinase activity; K63-linked polyubiquitin modification-dependent protein binding.
CAGGGGUUUGGAUGCUGCGCGUAGACACUGAGGUUGUAGCGGGUUGUCCUUAGCCGGUGAAGUCUGGAUAUCUCAGCUUAAUGCAUGGAGGGCAUGGGCUACACGUAAACCAGGGCAGACAGUCUUCAGAACAAUACUUGGAUGGGUGUCAAUCAAGCGUGUUCCUAGGAGUAUAAUCAACCGAGAUGUCUUGAAGAUGUUAAACUGACAGACGCCACUAGGAGUCAUUUCUAGAAGCAACCUAUCUUUAAUUGAAAGAGGUGUUUUGUAGACGGAUAUGGACUGCAUCAAGCUACAGUACAGCAUGCUACCCGCUUGAAGUAUUCUUUCACUGCAAAAUCAUUCAACAGCCAAUAAAAAUGGAAGUGUUUUAGUUUGGCUCCUGCUCCUGGACGAGCAGCAUCACCAUAUGAUCACAUGACUUUGGAUAUGGACGCAGUCCUGUCAGACUUUGUUCGGUCCACAGGGGCUGAGCCAGGUCUGGCAAGGGACUUGCUAGAAGGAAAAAACUGGGACCUAACGGCAGCGCUAAGUGACUAUGAACAGCUCCGACAGGUGAACACUGCAAAUUUGCCUCAAGUUUUUAACGAAGGCAAAUAUUACAAGCAGCAGGAGAGAGAAAUUACUCAGCACGUCAACAAGAUCGAGAGACCAAUUCUCCAAAGACAGGAUGACAUUGCUCAAGAAAAGAGACUUUCCAGAGGUAUUUCCCAUGCAAGCUCUGCAAUUGUCUCUCUGGCUCGGUUGCAUGUAGCCAACGAAUGCAGCAGUGAGCCAUUUCCUCUAGAGAUGCCCAUUUAUACAUUCCAACUUCCAGACCUCAGCGUGUACAGUGAGGACUUCCGAAGCUUCAUAGAAAGGGAUUUAAUUGAACAGUCAACAAUGGUGGCCUUGGAACAAGCAGGGAGGUUAAACUGGUGGUCAACAACAUGCUCAAGUUGCAAACGUCUUCUGCCUUUAGCCACAACAGGAGAUGGGAAUUGCCUCCUCCAUGCUGCCUCUUUGGGAAUGUGGGGGUUCCACGACAGAGACCUAGUCCUGAGGAAAGCACUUUACGCAAUGAUGAGAAGCGGAGCCGAGAGGGAAGCCCUGAAAAGAAGGUGGAGGUGGCAACAGACACAGCAGAAUAAAGAGUCUGGACUGGUAUAUACAGAAGAUGAGUGGGAGCGGGAGUGGAACGAGCUACUAAAGCUGGCAUCCAGUGAACCUCGGACACACUUCAGCAAGAAUGGAGGCUCUGGUGGUGGAGUUGAUAAUGCAGAAGACCCGGUGUAUGAGAGUUUGGAAGAAUUCCAUGUGUUUGUCUUGGCCCAUAUCUUAAGAAGACCAAUUGUUGUAGUUGCAGAUACAAUGCUUCGAGACUCAGGGGGAGAAGCGUUUGCACCUAUCCCAUUUGGAGGAAUAUACUUACCUCUUGAAGUCCCACCUAACAGAUGCCAUUGUUCACCUCUGGUCCUAGCCUAUGAUCAAGCUCAUUUCUCUGCACUUGUGUCCAUGGAGCAAAAGGAUCAACAACGUGAACAAGCUGUUAUUCCUCUAACGGAUUCCGAACAUAGGCUUCUACCUUUGCACUUUGCUGUGGAUCCUGGCAAGGAUUGGGAAUGGGGUAAAGAUGACAACGAUAACAUCAAGUUGGCCAGUCUGAUCCUGUCUCUGGAGGCUAAGCUGAACCUUUUGCACAGCUACAUGAAUGUAACUUGGAUACGGAUACCCUCGGAAACACGGGCUCCUCUGGCCCAACCAGAAUCUCCAACUGCUUCUGCAGGAGAAGACGUACAGUCAUUGGCAGACUCCAUGGACUCCGACAGAGACUCCGUUUGUAGUAAUUCCAAUGUCAACAAUGGUAAAAACGGGAAAGAAAAAGAAAAGGAAAAACAAAGGAAAGAAAAGGAAAAGAACAGAACAGAUUCUGUGGCAAAUAAGCUUGGUAGUCUCAGUAAAACACUGGGUAUAAAGCUUAAGAAGAACAUGGGGGGUCUUGGAGGUCUCGUUCAUGGAAAAAUUAGUAGAGCUAAUUCAAGCAAUGGGAAAAGUGGGGACUCAGCUGAAAAAGGGAAAAAGUCUAAGUCUCGUAAAGGAAGCAAAGAGGACUCUGGGCAGUCUGCCAGCACAUCCCCUUCCGAGAAGACAACUCCAUCACCCACAGACAAAGUUAGCAUAUCUCCCAUUGAGAAACUAGCCAACAGAUCACUUUCAGAUAAUAAGUCAGACUCCUGGAAAUAUAGCACAGAUGUUAAACUCAGCCUUAAUAUUUUAAGAGCUGCCAUGCAAGGGGAGCGUAAGUUCAUCUUUGCGGGACUCCUUCUCACUAGUCACCGGCAUCAGUUUCAUGAGGAGAUGAUUGGUUUUUACCUGACCAGUGCCCAGGAACGUUUCAAUGCUGAACAGGAGCAAAAGAGGAAAGAGGUGGAAAAGAAGGCUGUUAUAAAUGGGUCAUCCUGUAGGAAGCUGGAUCAGGAUGGGUUUGUGAAGGAGAAACUGGAAUCCUCUCCUCAGGAAAGGGCAUCACCAAUCUUGCCUCAAAGCCAUACAACGCAGUUAGUUCUAAAACUGAAGGAUCGGUCAAGUCCAGUCCCCUCAUCUUACCCCUCCCCCAGCAAUGGUGCUAAGAAAAGUGGUCCUACACCAGUGUCUGCUCACUACAGCCAUACACCUCCCGUCCAAAGGCAAAGUGUUAUCCAUUUACAUGAUGUCAAUUCCAAGCCGUCGGGCUUCCAAGAUGACCCUUAUAAGCCUGUAGUUGGCUCCUUAAAAACUUGUGCAACGUAUCCCCAACAGAAUCGCUCAUUGUCUUCACAAAGCUAUAGUCCAGCUCGGUUAUCGGGCAUACGCACAGUGAACACGGUUGAAUCUCUUGCAUAUGACAAAGCCUCAGAGCAUAAAUCUCAGACGUAUACAAACGGUUUCCACUCUAGUGAUAUCAGAGACUGCUUAGAAUAUGCUGAUGAGGAAUCUUCUCAAACAUGGUUGAACAAUGACAAAAACAGCAGGGGUAGGAGCAUAGUCUGCCCUAUGUAUUCACUUCACCAGAGCAGGUGUAAGAAGGAGAAUUGCUCCUUUUAUGGGCGACCUGAGACUGAAAACUACUGCUCUUACUGCUAUAAAGAGGAGUUAAAGCGCAGAGAAAGGGAAAGCAAGGUGCACAGGCAUUGAAUGGUAUAAAAGGUCCUUACCGCUUAGAUCUACCAUUUUCUACAUUCAACAGUUCAAUACUAAACUCACUUUAAUUGCAAUGGAACAAAAUAGCCAAAAUACAAGACACAACACCUCCACUUGGCUUCUGUAAAGAUCAAACAUUUGAAGGUCGACAGUAAUGGAAGGGAUAUAAAGCCUCUCUUAGUCUUUCUCUGGUCCUCUUCAUAUAUCAAGCCGAAAGGUUGUUUAUGUUGUAGUCAGUGUUGUGUGUGUGGUCAUUAAUAACUAAGGUGCCUGACUUUUUGCUAUCACUCAGGUAAGUUGAAAGGAACAUUGAUUUUUUUCUUAAUAUCUGGUCUUCGUUUUGUACAGCCAAAACUCCUGUUCGUUUUAAAGUGCUUUGGCUAUCAUGAUUAUUAGUUUCAUAAAAAAAGAAAAAGAAACAUACAUUUAUACAUUUUACAGAAAAUGUGUUUUGUAAUUCUGUCUUACAUUGUAGACAUUAUGGUGAACAGAGAUGAUAAAAUGAUCUUGGGCAAA